CUGUGCUCCGGUGUCCCCCCCCUGGCGAACGACGUUGGGGUGAAAAACACAUUGACGGUCAAGAUUACCCGAUACCCCUUCGGCGUUGUGUAUAGCGGGGCGCGCGGAUGCAUUUGUACGGUAUUCUGUACGUAUACGGUUUGCGACGUGGCCAGCAACGUGGCAAGGAAGAGGAGGCGUCGGUGACGUGUAGUCAGACGUGGCUAGGGAGCGCAAUCGUCGGGGAAUAUAAAAGGCUUCCGUCUGGCACGCCCGCUGCCAUUUCCCCCCGUUCCCCAUCUUCUCCCUCUCGCUCACUCCGCCAAAAAACCCGCCUCCCUCUCCCUCACUCCGCCCGCCGGUAGUUUAGGUAUUGGAUCGUCGGCGAUCCAGUAGAUCCGUACGCGAUGGAAGCAGGGGGAGCUGCCGCGGACGAUGUGAAGACGGUGGCGGUGGUGGAACUUGAUCCGUCGUCGCAGGCGGUUGGAGGGGAAAGCGGUGCUGGAGGGUCGGCGGUCGCUGCGAGGACCUCCGCCGUGGAGUCCUCCGUCAUCGGGUCGGUGGUCGUCGGCACGGUGGUGGCGGCAACGGCCGAUCUGGAUGCGGGCGAAUCCAGCAUCGCAUGCGGUGAUGCUGCCGCAACCGUCAAGGUGGCCGCGGAUCUUGUGGAGGAGGCUUCAUCCUCCGCGGCGGUGAAGACGGUGGCGGAUCUGGUGGCUGCGCCGGCUGCCGGCGACGUCAGUGAGGUGCAGGCGGACAUGCAGAUGGAGGCUGGUGAAGGGUCGAGGAAGCGGAAGCGCGAGGAGGAGGAGCCUGUGCCUCCUCCAAUCCAGGAGCUAGAACCUGUCGCUCCUCCAAUCCAGGAGGAGGAAGUAGCUGUCCCUCCUCCAAUCCAGGAGGAGGAAGAUCCUCUGCCUGCUCCAGCAGUGCAUGCUCCAGUAGUGCCUGCUCCAGGAGUGGCUGCUCCACCUUUCCCUGCUCCAUAUGAGCAGCUGGAGGAUUCAGAUGGCUCCCUGGAGUAUGACUCUCAGGAUUCAAGCGAGUCCGUGGACAGCAGGAACAUUGGAUCCUUCUGGACCAAGCUGCUGAAGAAGCUGGAUGAUGGGGUCCUCCCUUUCAAGAAGAGGGGGAGGUACUUCUGUCCAUGGCACAAGGUGAAGCCCAGGGAUGGAGAGCUUGGUAGCCUCAGGCAGCACUGCGAGGAGCUAGCCCGUAGUGGCACCUCCAAGCAGAUAAGGGCAGAGCAUCAAGGGCUUCUCAUGGUGCUUGCUAAUGAGGAUGCAUGAUGCCUACUUCUGGUGGAUGGUGCUUGGUCUGUAGAUUUGGUGUUUGUUUAUGAUGUUGGAACUACUGGUUUGUGUUGUCUUGAACAAUGUUUGGUUUGCUUUUGAACUAAGUAUUCAGACCAUCUAUUAUAGUGAUGGUCUUAAUUACUGAAUCUGUGUGGAUCUAAGUUGUGUGUUGAAUUAUUAUGUAGCUGAUGAUGCUUA
Lolium perenne is the source of this 1469-nucleotide messenger RNA. The record is from RefSeq and is a predicted model, not a curated record. NCBI's taxonomy places the organism in Eukaryota, Viridiplantae, Streptophyta, Magnoliopsida, Poales, Poaceae.